AUGAAGUUUUCUCACUCAUUGAAAUAUAAUGCAGUUCCCGAUUGGCAGGACUACUAUUUGAAUUAUGCACAGUUGAAAAGACUAAUUUACUCUCUUCAGUCCGAGGAGCAGCGGUUUUACAAUGGAGUUUCGACAGAGGCGUCAGAUGCCAGUGCUGUGGGCAGCAGCAAGAGGUUUUUGAAGAUGUUUAGGCGGCCUGCGAAGAAGGAGGAGCCCAUGUACGAGAUGGAAGAUGUUCUAGAGGAGGUUGUUGACUACACUGACUGCAAAAGCCCAAAGAGAGGAAAGAAUGACUCGGACAGGAGGUCGACUACAUCAUCAGAAGCAGGGGUCAAUGCCCAGGAAGUUUUUCUAGGUAGGCUAAAAGAGGAAAAGGAAAAGAUCGAUGAGUUCUAUAAGCGUCUAGAAACUCAACUUUACAAGCAGUUUGAUGCUUUGGUCAAGGAUUUAGAAAGUGCCGGUGCCAACAAGGUAGGGGGGCGCAGUUACCAAGAAACAUGCGAUGCACAAUCCCAAUCCGGUGCUGCGGAGCACUUGCAUCAUGACGAUCGUUUGAUAACAGAUACUUUAAGACGUUUGUCUCAUCACCCAGAUGAUGAUGACGACGAAGAUGACGACGACGAAGAAGAAAGGGAAUUGAAUGAUUUUAAUGAUAGUUCUCCCCAUACCGCUUUGCUAAAUUACUCGGACUUUACAAUUAAGUCUCAAAAACGGUCUAUUUUGAAGAAAAACAUAAUAGAUCUGUAUGUGGAGCUGUCGCAAUUAAGGUCUUUUAUUGAAUUGAAUCGUAUUGGAUUUUUCAAAAUCACUAAAAAGUUCGACAAGACGUUGAUGUGCAAUGUCCGUCCAGAACUAAUAGAAUCGGGUAAAUUCUUUAAGGAUGCAUAUGCUUUUCAACAGCAAACGUUGUUGAACUUGGAUACUAAGAUAAGUCACUUGGUACAGUUUUAUGCUAUAAUCACAGACUCCAGCAAUACCGAGAGGUCUAGGAAGGAGUUAAGGUCUUACUUGCGGGAUUAUAUUGUUUGGGAAAGGAAUACGGUAUGGAAAGAUAUGUUAGGUUUGGAAUCCUAUACCAACAACAUCAGCACUGCAGGUAAACAGGACGGGGACCUUGAUAAAAUAAAUAACUUGGAGUACUUUUCAUAUGAUCUACCAUGGCCUAUACGAUUUGCUGGCGUAUCGAUUAAAAAAUUGAGCAUUCCUAAGUUGUUUUUUACACUAAAAGCACUUAAGAUUUACAUAGUAAUUGCUCUGACUAUUGUAUUAUUGACGGUUCCUACUCUGAACGAUCAUGCACAGAGACGCUGUCUUGCAUUGGUUGCUUGUGUAGCUUUACUGUGGGCCACUGAAGCGUUGCCCUUGUUUGUCACUUCCAUGCUUGUUCCUCUUUUGGUUGUUAUCUUCCGCGUCUUGAAAGAUGAUAACGGUGAUGUCCUAGUUGCUACUGCUGCAUCUUCCCGGAUUUUAUCACUUAUGUGGUCAUCUACUAUUAUGGUUUUACUAGCGGGUUUUACUUUAGCAGCAUCGCUGUCAAAAUACAACAUUGCUAGGGUCUUGGCAUCAUACUUGUUGACAUUUGCAGGCACUAAACCAAGGAACGUAUUGCUGGUUGUGAUGGUUGUCGUUUUUUUCCUUUCUAUGUGGAUUUCGAACGUUGCAGCUCCAGUUUUGACAUAUUCUUUAAUUCAUAACGUGUUGCGCUCUCUGAGUAGCGAAAUGGCUUUUGCAAAAGCAUUGGUCUUAGGUGUUGCUUUGGCUGCCAAUGUUGGCGGUAUGGCAUCGCCAAUUUCUUCUCCUCAGAACGUUAUUUCUAUGGAUUACUUGAAAAAGUUCAACAUUGGUUGGGGUCAAUUCUUUGCUGUAUCGAUUCCCGUCUGCAUCAUUUCUCUUCUAAUGAUUUGGUUGUUAUUGGUAUUAACUUUUAAGAUCAACACGACAACUCUAAAAGCCUAUUCCCCAAUAAAGGAAAAUUUCACUUUGAAGCAGUAUUUCAUCAUCAUUGUCACGCUUACAACAAUUGCGUUGUGGUGUGUACUAUCACAGAUUGAAUCAACAUUUGGCUCAUCAGGCCAAAUAGCCGUAAUUCCUAUUGUGCUCCUAUUUGGUACCGGCUUAUUAACUACACAAGACAUUAACAAUUUCCCUUGGUCCAUUGUCAUUUUGGCAAUGGGUGGUAUCGCCUUGGGUGGUGCUGUCUCCUCUUCGGGCUUAUUGGCAACCAUUGCAAGAAGUUUGCAAGAAAGAGUCAUGCAUUAUUCCAUUUACGCCAUUUUGGUUAUUUUCGGUGCAGUAAUGUUGGUUGUUGGAACCUUUGUUUCCCAUACAGUCUCAGCAAUUAUCAUCAUACCUUUAGUUAACGAGAUUGGAGAGAACUUGAACUCUCCAAAUGCUGCUCCCAUUUUGGUUUUCGGUUGUGCAUUAGUAGCCUCAUGCGGUAUGGGCUUGGCAUCUUCUGGUUUCCCUAACGUAACUGCAAUCUCUAUGGUUGACGAGGUCGGUAGCCGUUACUUGACGGUUAAUACCUUCAUUACUAGAGGAGUUCCAGCUUCUAUUCUCGCGUACAUUACAGUCAUCACGCUUGGAUAUGGUAUCAUGCACGGUGUUAUACAUUCUUAA
Molecule: messenger RNA, 2619 nt
Organism: Eremothecium sinecaudum
Lineage: Eukaryota; Fungi; Ascomycota; Saccharomycetes; Saccharomycetales; Saccharomycetaceae
Product: HCL566Wp
Exons: 1
Coding region: 1-2619 (872 amino acids)
Biological process (GO): monoatomic anion transmembrane transport; polyphosphate metabolic process; phosphate ion transport
Cellular component (GO): membrane
Molecular function (GO): phosphate transmembrane transporter activity
Source: RefSeq, a predicted model, not a curated record